CGGCGGCGCCCUCGCGUGUCGCGCCUCACCAGUCAGCGUCUGCUCGCAACACACGAUACGAGUGUUGUUCUCUGCCACGACGAUUGUAAUGUUUUGUAUUGAAAACACAUCGCGGCUUUCGUGAUACGCAAAUAAAGCUUUUCGAAAUUGAAUUUAUUCAGCAGACAUUAAAAAAAAUUGCAUUACUAUUAUAUUUUGAGAAAACCGGCUUCGAACUUGACCUGUGAUUGUUUGUCCGAACUGUCAGUGCGCGUGUUGUGCUUUAUCGAUAACAUAACCUGUACGACUUCAAGGGCACACAGUGAUCCAUUGACGGUUACUGUUUUGAAUCCAUUACUGCAGGACUUUUCGAAAGAGUAUCCUAGUUGGUCUUGCUUGUAAUAUAUUUAAGUGGGCGUAUUCGAAAGUUUGAAAAUCGAUCGGGUGACGUGCGUGCGUGGGAUUGCGUUUACGUAAUCUUUGUUUACCUUGGGAAUAUGCACAGUGGUAAUUACUUCGUGUGAUUCUAGAAAUUUGAAAAAAUCCAUUAACUGACCAGGAACUUGCGGAAAGUGUCCAAUUCAGAGAUUAUGGGUAUUGGCUCAAUAGAGCGCAGAACUUAAAACAUAAUCUACAGAUCUUAUCCAGGUUUCUGGAAUGAUCCAAUCUAACAAACAACAAUACCGACCACCCGACCGAAUGAAUAGGUCUAGGGCGUGAGAUGGCACGCGCGGGCAUGCUGCAUAGGGGAGGAAAAAAUGGAGCAGAUGGGUGCGACGACGUACAGCGCUCCCUGGAGCUCCUGGACCAAGUGCUAAGCGAGUACGACGAGGGCGAGCCGCGGUCGCUGGAGGCGCGCGCGCCGAUCACCCCGGCCACCCCGGCCACGCCAGCCACGCCCGCCACGCCCGCUACCGACGACGACUCGCCACUCGCUGGACACACCUCUGAAGACGAUGGCUACAUGAGCAUGAACGGCAGAAGGACCAAGUUCGCGUUGGGUUUCCGACCGACAGAGGAGCGCGAGGAGCCUUCCCCGCCUGAUCCGCCGUCACCGCAUUCACCGCCUCCGCCUGAGGAGGCCCAGAGAAUAAUCUCGAAAUUGUUACCGAAGGUUUCACCAGCAAAUUCAGCAAAACGAACCUCUUCAAUUGAACAUCGUGAGGCGGAAGAAAAAUUAGAUUCUAUAAUCAGUAUCAAUGGAAUAACAACUGCCACCCAAACCACUUUUCCAAAAACAAAACACCAACGUCCAUACGGAUGGGAAAAAGACAACGACACAACGAAUGGUUUCCAUCUACAACAACCACCGGCACAAUCUUUCCGUUUUGCAUCUCUACAGCACGGAGCCAGGCCACCACCACCCGACGGACUCCCCACCUGGCUACCUCCACGACACAAUGCAGCCCCAACUAAUCAGAAAAAAUCACCCAGUCUCGAAAAUGCCCCAGUCUUUCCCUUCAUGGGAUUCUCGAGUGAAUUCAACGACAAGCCAUACAAUGAACACCCAGUUACAAUCUAUCCAGGUCCAAAUAAACAAUACACUAAGCAACUACAUUCACCUACAUAUAACAUACCGAAAUUAUCACCCUCGAAUUCAAGGAGCUCAGACAAGAAAAAUGCGAAACGUGACAAUAGGUCCGAUGGUGAAAUGCUGUCACCCAAAACAAAAAUACCUCCCCGUACUCUCGCCGGUUCUAUGGAAAGGCAUAGAGAAGUGUGUAGAGGAUCCUCGGAGGAUGUGACGGAGGGAGGCAAGAUGAGAGGUUCGAGUAGAAGCAACGACGACGAGCACUUUUCGGAUGAUUCGCUAGAAGAAGCGUUCCCGCCGCCGCCGCCCGCAGUUACUACGCCUUCGAAGCGCAAUUCCAUAGCUUGGGAAGUGUCACUCGAUGGUGAUGAUCCUCUGUUAACCCCUGGAAGCACUAAGGUGAUUGGAAGAAGAAGAAGAAAAUCUGGUGACCACUCACAUUCGAGUACAAGUUCAAUACCGCAACGGGUAGAAGACGACUGGGGCGAUGAAUACUGGCCGCCGCCGCCGCCACUUACUCAGUGUGAACCUCUUGCAUCUCCUAUUACUGACGGGGAUAAUGAUAGUAGAAGCCAAGAUCUCGCCUCUGGUACAUACGUCAUACGCAAGGGCAAAAGUCGAAAACAGCUCCCGAGCUUCAACAAAAAUGGACACAAAUCAAUAACCACAAGCAAUCUUAUACAUAGUCAUAGUUUGAAUAGAAGUUUGGACACCGACAAAUCAAUUGAUGGUUCGAGCAUAUCUAUCAGUGGCUCUGGCUCCGUCGGGUCCUAUAAUUCUAGACCUAGUUCAGAUUUAAGCUUACCACAAUCCCGUUACAGUGUAGAUUUAAAUUCAAGGUUAAGUCGAGAGCUCAAUACACCCAAUUCUAGAUAUAGCAUAGAUCUCUGUACCCCAAAUUCUAGACUGAGCAAAGAAUUGACCUCACCUAAAUCGAGACUUAGUUUAGAUCUCAAUAAUGGCCCCGAUAGAUACAUAACGCAAGAAUAUUUUGGUCAUAGUCCUAAAAGUAGAAAAAUACCUAAUGAUAAGAGUACUCAUUCGUCGAAAACUAACGUGAUUCAAAAUAAAUUAUCACCGCAGAAUAGAUUUACUGAUUUCAAAAAAUAUUCGUCGACAUUUGACAAUAUCCAAUCAUUGAUAAAAGAAGGCAAAAUCGAGGAAACCACGCAAUCGGAAUGUAAUGAAACCGUAAACGAAUUGACAACGAUGCCACCGAAUAUGGUAAGAGUGGUGUCACUACCGAGUCUCGGGGUUGAUGCUGAGAGUAACAACACCAGCCGCCAGGCUCUUAUCACCACGGUCGAGGAGGAGGAAGACCAGGAAAGUGCUGAGCCUGAGUCUAGCGGUGAAACUUCGCCAUUACGAAAAAUCGAAAACAAUAUUAGCGCUAUACUAAGUCAAGGUCGGGACCAAAAACAUUUUACACCGUACAUACCUAAAGACUGGAAUAUUCAUAAGGAUGAAUACUGUGAUGAUGUAUCUAAAGAUAUAUUAGAAAACAAUUUCCGUUAUAGUUCUAGAGAGAGACAAAAAAGACAUGAUAUACAGAAGUCAUCGAGUCACAAUGAAAUACAGAACAGGUCGAUAGAUCGUAGGGAUCGAUCUUCAGGCAGACGAUCAAACAGUAUGCAUAAGUCGACGAGUGCCAAGGACGUGCCAGUUAGUUUAAUGAGACAGCCAUCUUCUUCAGAUUCUGCUGUAUCGAGUGGUGGUGAUUUCCCUUUGAAUGUCCAGAUUGUGGAGCAUUCAUACCGACAUAACCCGUUACCUCCGUCUCCGAAUUUAGGGCACGAUAUGGGCCCCCUGCCGCAGACCCCAGAAUCACCUAAAUUCCCUCCACUACCACCUUCUCCUGUACAAGAAGUUGAAGAUGAAUAUACAGAAAUAAUGCAGCCGACAGAAAAGAGACAUCCGAAAAAAGCUGACACAUUACCGACGCCUACAAUGGAAAUAAGAAGAAGGCCUUCGGAACCCCCCGCAGUGCCGCCGCACCGCGACACAACAAACAGUCUCAAGACGAGAUCCAUGGAAACCAGUUUUAAUAAGAACAGAAGGAACAGCAAUUUCAAAACUGGUUCUACAGACAGAAGAACUUUGCCUACAGAUAUAGGGGCGAGUGGUGCCCGCCGACGCACUCUUCAGCGCCAAAGCAGGGACGCCGUGGCAGCUGGACGUGGGCCUCUACAGACUUCUGCCAGCCUGCCCGAGACCCCAGUGUUCGCUCGCGGCUGUGACGUCCCGAGGACCCCACCCAGAAACUCCACGGGACCCCCGCGGAAUAACACUAUGAAUUCAAUACAGUCAAUAGGCAGCAGUGCGACUCUGGGUGGCUACGGUCGAGGAUCUGUCAUGGGCACUGGCGUGUGUACCGGGGCUGAUCUGCUGCGUCUUGGAGGACCGCCAAGGGGCUGGUAUCCACGGCAGAGGCAUCGGCCUGCAUCAAUCGAGCACCUAGACCGCCUAACAGCCUCAAAGACUGCAGCAGAACACCCCCAGUCGUGGGAGACCCCUGGAGCCCGCAAACCUCUCACACUGCCACCAAACUUAACGCCUAAGUUCUUCCAGAAGUCACCAAGAGAGGCGCUCCGCAGAGUCACAAGCUUACUAAUACGGAAAGGGAACAAUGGGAAGGAGAAAGAAAACGCCCGAAGCAAGGAGGCCACUUCUCCAGCGGCUCGCUCUGCCAACGGCGAGGAGCAUCCCGGACAGAAGCAACGCAAAGGAUUCUUCAGAAGCCUGUGGAAAAAAUCUCGUCACUAUUCGUUGGAACAUCCUUGAUUAAAUAAACAAAAUGCUUUUGACUCGACGGUGUGACAUUCAGUCAAGUAUCUCGAGUUGAGAUUAACUUUUGAGCUGCUUAAGCACUGGUCAGUGCACUGGCCUCACUGCUAAGCUCUGAUCCGUGCUCGCCCGACCGGCCACGUUUUUAUUUUGAGUAUUAAAUGCAUAAGUUUGGAAAUACUCCUUUCUCGCUCCAAUUAAUUUCCCACGGCAGAUGCGUGUGUAAAUCGGAUCGCGGGGGUUCGGCAGCUCAGAGGUUAAAGAUUUGUAAUACUUCUAUUAACAUUGGGGCAAAUGAAAUCCACAUGUGUAUAAACUUCCACAACUUUAACGACACGAAUGUACGAAGUAUGCAAACUACCAAUUUUUCGAUUUAUAAAUGACAGUAAGUAUUGAAUAUGGGUGGGUAAUGACGAAACUGCCAAGAAUAAUUAAACGCCUGCAUACUUCCAGUAUUGCUUGCAUAAUCCAGGAAAUUUAUGUACCCAUGUAUAAUUAUAAAUUUUGUGGAAGUCGUAUGUUUAAGUUAAAUCGAUUGUAUAGUAAGUAUUGUUAUUUUAUCUAAUCAAUGAUUAAUUAUAUCAGUGCAUAAUUUAUUUAAGAUAUGUGUAUUACAACAGUAACCCUUCCUUUUUGAAAAUAGAGUGUAGAAAAUGUAGAUAACCACGUAGCAAUCGGACACAUCCAUAAGUAUAUCUUCCUAAUUAUUAUUGUAUCAAGUUUUCGGGGAUAUAGUAUGUACCAAAAACAUAGUACCUUUCAUGAAAUUGCAAUAAUUAUGUAACUAUUUUAAAAUUAUUUUUUAAUACGGCAUAGAAUUAGGUAUUAUGGAAUUUCGCCCUCAUAUGUCGUAGUUUAAAGAACCAACUUGAUAGGCUAUUGCUACAAGUUUUAACAUUUUAUACCAAUCCUUAUAUUCGAGUGUACUUAAUUCUUACUAUUGUAGAUUUUGUCAAAAGAAAAUAAAUUAUGUUCAAUAGCAAUAACAAAUUGAAAUCUUUUAUUUACCGCCAACUAGCGGCCCAGCCUAUAAGUAUAAAAGGAACGGAACAGAAAAACAAGUCCUUAUAAUACAAAUCAUUUUAUUAUUAGAUAGACACAGUUCCCAUCGCUUAUCAGAAACAAUGUACAAAGCUAUAGUAGUAAUAUCAAAAUAUAAACAAUAUGCACCCUUCGUUUACUGCAAGCCUUGUUUGAGGAUACAGGGUAAUUGAGCGCUUCUAAUUACUGCAGCUAAGAGUUAUAAAUAACAGAAUGCAAAUGUUUAUUUACUACACGAUAUUUUAAAUGCGACACAACAUAAAAGAGAAAGCAUAGCAGAAUACGCAACGGCGGGUGCACUAGGGCCGUGGCCAUGCCCGCGGCAGGCGCCGAGGCCGCAGUGCCCUGCACCGCGCCCUUGCCACAUUGACGUAUUGAAUAUUAUUCACACGAUGGUUCCAGUGGGGACUAGAGAUUUUCAAUUAAAUGUAAUACUUGGGUUACAGUGUCUUUCAUUCGUAACAAGCCCUUACACAAAUGCUUAUUUGUAAAUAAGAUAAUAUAUAUAUAUAUAUAAUAUAUAGUGUUGUAAUAAUAUUGUUACAGUAAUUUCAUUACGCGGUUAUUAUACUUUCUUGUCAGGCAUCUAUACACGGGCAUGUUGUCUUAGCGUUGUGGUAGACGAUUUUCGAGAAUAGGAUUCGACGACAACUUAUUCUUAAAAUUAUCUGUUAUUCAGCAAGUGUUAGGAUGCUUGAAAAGAAAACCUAAAAAAUCUCUAUACAUCAUGCUUUGAGACCUGCUUGCAAAGCUGAAUUAUGCUUUACUGGUCGACAAGCAAUUUAAAAAAUACAAUUUUCAUAGUUUACAGUAUCAAUUACUCUGUGGAAACGGUGAGCGUAUAAAAAUAGUCCAGAAUCCGCAAAGUAAUCGCUUUUGCAAACUGAUACUAAACGCAUCUUGACGCCAUAAUUCAUCAAAUAUCAAAUCAAACGACCGGUCCUUAUCGAUUUAUAGAAUAUACAAAAUGCAGUUACUUAUU
Amyelois transitella is the source of this 6317-nucleotide messenger RNA. RefSeq lists its product as uncharacterized. The transcript has 16 exons. The record is from RefSeq and is a predicted model, not a curated record. NCBI's taxonomy places the organism in Eukaryota, Metazoa, Arthropoda, Insecta, Lepidoptera, Pyralidae. The coding region runs from base 701 to 4291 and encodes 1196 amino acids.